CCAAACGUGAGACCCCUCGGUAAAAUCAAGCCGCAUUGAGACAAGAGUUUAUCAACAUCUGAUUUAUAAUCGAGCUAUUUCUGCAAUACAUUCGACAACGAUCCUCUAACCAUGAGAUGCUGACAAAUACAAACUAUUUAAAGGAACCCAAAGAGUAGCAAACCUGGAAGACUAAGAAGUUAAGAGGAUAUAAUCUUCAAACUGGAGUGGUUGAGGCCAGAAUCUCUGCCAUCAUUUGGUCCAUAUCGAGAAGCUACGGCAGUCACUGCGGUUCUCGCUUACUUGCAAACGAAAGGAUACCGAGAGCCAACAUGGAUAUCCUCGCUCCUGAACGAUCCCAAAACAUGGCGGCCAAUCUUCCGGGCCACUUUGACCGCAUUGAUGUAACUUACAAGACGGUCAGCAACACGCCCAUCGAGGCGGCAAUCCUCAUCCCCAAGGGGCUCGCUGCUAAGACUGGGCCGGAAACCGCCCCUGUGCUCGUUCACUUCCACGGCGGUGGCCUAGCGACGGGCACCAACCCCGACCCUUCCUUUCUUGCCAACUGGGUAUGUGAACUCGCCAGCUCAACCCCAGCCAUUAUGGUCUCCCCGGCCUACCGCAUGAUCCCGGAAUCGCACGCCACCGACACCCUCGACGACAUUUCCGAUUUCUGGACGUGGCUGCACGAGCCGGGCACUUUAACGUCGGCAAUCCAGUCCCGAUUCCCCUCCCUCACGCCCGACCUCGACCAUGUGGCCACCAUAGGCGAUUCCGCCGGCGGUUACCUCGCGCUACAAUCAACCCUGUCGCUGGACCCAGCUAGGACAAAGAUCCGCGUGGCCAUGGCUCAGUACCCAGCCCUCUUCUCGGAUUUACCGGCUUGGAAUGCGCGCCCAGAGGAGCCCGACCCGGCGCUGGACAAGGUGGUGGCCGACUACGUCCAGGCGCUCGAGCCCGGUAAGAUCCGGGUCUCGACGCCCUGGCCGGGCCUGCAGGAGGUGGUUUUCGCCAUGUUGCGGAACGGACUGAUGAGGGAGUUUGGGCUUGGCAAGCACGAGAGGUUGACGGCGGAGUACGCGAUUGCGAAGGCGAAAGGAUUCGGUAGGGUGCCGCCGAUCUGGAUCAUUCAGGGCACGGAGGACCACUUGGUGGCCACGGCGGCUACAGAUCAGUUGGUUAGCCGGCUGAGGGCCGAGCUGAGCGACCUGAAACUCAAGUACACAGUUCAGCCUGGUGACCAUGGGUUUGAUUGCUUUUCUAAGCUGGAGGAUGACUGGGUGGCCGAGGGAGUUGACUGGAUUAAGGGGUUCUGGCUUUGACUUUGUACAUACCUUACUAGGUAUUGAAUGCGAUUGCAAAACGCCGAUCGGUGUU
This is a messenger RNA of Canariomyces notabilis, 1356 nucleotides long. Its product is annotated as alpha/beta-hydrolase. The transcript is spliced from 2 exons. Gene Ontology annotation, molecular function: hydrolase activity. The record is from RefSeq and is a predicted model, not a curated record. Lineage: Eukaryota; Fungi; Ascomycota; Sordariomycetes; Sordariales; Chaetomiaceae. Bases 312 to 1301 code for a protein of 329 amino acids.